AUGAAGACCACCGUCGCCGUCGCUCUCCUCUCGGCCGCCGGCGGCGCCCUCGCCGCGCCCAAAACCAACAGCAACGUCCCCGUCGGUGGGCCGUUGCACACAAAGGUCGGCUCCUUUGCCGGCCAGCGCGUUGACUCGCCCUGGGGCGGCGGCGUCCAGGAAGGUCGCGGCUGGACCUUUGUCACGGGCACGACCAGGAUUCCCUCCAUCACCGGUCAAGACAGCUACGCCGGCACCGCCGCCUGGGUCGGCAUCGACGGCUACAGCUGCCAGAGCGCCAUUCUCCAAACCGGCGUCCAGGCCCACGGCGACGGCACCGUCCGCGCCUGGUACGAGUGGUGGCCCGAGCCCCCCGUCUACUACGACGACCAGUUCCCCGUCAAGGACGGCGACGUGAUUCGCAUGUCGGUCAACGCCACCUCGCCCACCUCGGGCACGUCGACGCUCGAGAACCUCACCACCGGUCGCCGCAUCACCACCCCGUACCGCGACAUGCGCGAGCCCCUCUGCCAGGCCGACGCCGAGUGGAUUCUCGAGUACGGCGGCGACUCGCAGACGUUUGCCGACUUUGGCGAGUGGGACUUCUACGACACCUACGCCGCCUCGCGCCAGGGCAGCAGCGUCGGUGCGGCCGGCAGCACCAUCACAAACGUCGCCAUUGACGGGCAGACCCUCACAGACUGCCGCGCCGACGGCCAAGGCGUGCAGUGUGCCUACAGCGGUUAG
Messenger RNA from Beauveria bassiana ARSEF 2860, 726 nucleotides. RefSeq names its product peptidase A4 family protein. Gene Ontology annotation, molecular function: glutamic-type endopeptidase activity. The record is from RefSeq and is a predicted model, not a curated record. Gene Ontology annotation, biological process: proteolysis. The transcript has 2 exons. The coding region runs from base 1 to 726 and encodes 241 amino acids. Lineage: Eukaryota; Fungi; Ascomycota; Sordariomycetes; Hypocreales; Cordycipitaceae.